ACUCGCUCUAUUAGAAGUAAGUAUACAAACAGAGAUCAUGGAGGGAUCUCGUCCAGCAACACCAGAAGCACCUCCAGAAAACCUAUGGUCCUCGAUAUUGGACUCAAUUUCUUCUUCACGGUCAAUUCCUUCAAAGCAAGUACUGCUACUUGGUGAUCCAUCGUCUGGCAAGAAACCGGUUUCUGAAGAGAGCAAGGACGAGACACGAUCGGAUUUUGCCCUUGGUUAUGAUUGGGCCGAUAUCAGGGAUGACGGCGAUGAGGACACUUUGGCACGUCUAUCGGUGUACACAGUACCUUCGGACGCGAUAGCUUACACAGCUUUGAUGCCACACUUUCUGCCACCGCGGGUAUCGUUACCUCAUACCCUGGUGAUGAUUGUUCUGGAUUGGACGCGCCCUUGGACAUUUGUAGACAGUCUUCAGACGUGGCUCAAAUGGGUGGAGCUAUGGGCGAAGGGUGAUGGAUCUCGGGAUCUCGAGAUCGUUCGGGAAGAGAAUCACGAAAGACUGCAACAUCAUUUACAGCAUUAUACUGAGCCCUCCGUCGAUGCUGUCCCUGCCACCUCCAAUCUUUCCUCAAACACAGUCCUACCACUCGGUCCUGGCACUCUAACUCACAACUCUGCUGGUGUACCGAUUAUUGUUGUCUGUACCAAAUCAGAUCUCAUAGACGAGGGCAACGACCUCGUAGGUGCCAGCAAUUCGGGCAUGGGAGGUAUGGUAAAAGGUAAAGGUGGAGAGUGGGAGGAGCGCACGGAUGGCGUGAUGCAGGUUCUCCGAACGAUCUGUCUAAAAUAUGGAGCAUCACUAUUCUAUACUACGCAGCAACCUAAUACAUUACAGGUGCUGAGGCAAUAUGCCCUGCACUUCCUAUUUAUCCCACCGGCACCGUCCCCCAUUGCGGCGGGAUCCGAGGCCCCGGCUCCCCUACGCAAUCCAUUUGUAUUCCAUUUUAAACCAAAUACCCUAGACCGCGAUCGCAUCGUCGUUCCCGCUGGUUGGGAUAGUUGGGGGAAGAUUGGAGUCCUUCGAGAAGGGUUUGAAGCGAAGGCUUGGGGCGAGGCUUGGGAAGCAGAUCUUGAUACCGACGUGUCGGAGUCCGAGGAUCAUUCAGGUGCGAAAAAACUGUAUAGGAUGUUAGUACCGGACCAAGGCGCCAAGCCACCUCCUUUACCUCCAUUUAAUGCCCCCAUGGCGGAGCAGGCGUUCCUAGCGAAACAUUAUGAUGACAAUGCCAAGAAACCAGACCGAGAUCCCCGUGGGGCUUUUAGAAAUCCCACGGAUACGGCGGCAGCUGGUAUUGUUGGGCCAAUGGGGAGCAGUAGUUUCACUCUUCCACACGUCGAGCGUGCGCUCAACGAGAUGGAGACCGGAAUGGGAACCAGUUCACUCAACGCCAGCACGACGGCCGAUGGGGCGCGCAGACUGUCACAAAGAGCUGCAACGGGUGCGGGCAUAACAAACCACGUUGGACGGCCACCAACCUCACCAACUAUCGGAACUUCGCCUAGUCCCACUGGAGGACAAACUCAACAUGAAGUUCUGCAAAACUUCUUCCAAAGUUUGCUCAGCUCACGGGAUCGCGGUGGUGCCGGCGCAACAGCUAGGAGCGUGACCCCAAAAACAAACGAUAAUACUAGUGGCACGGACGACACGAGCUAAUUACAUUCUUUGCAUACUUGUGGAUUUUUGUAUAAUACAGUGACAGUUUUUGCGCAAAGUCGACACAUUAUUGUUGUGUGUUGUUCGGAGAAUAAACAAUGACC
Messenger RNA from Suillus paluster, 1767 nucleotides. RefSeq names its product dynein light intermediate chain-domain-containing protein. The transcript is spliced from 6 exons. Gene Ontology annotation, biological process: microtubule cytoskeleton organization; microtubule-based movement. The coding region runs from base 38 to 1663 and encodes 541 amino acids. NCBI's taxonomy places the organism in Eukaryota, Fungi, Basidiomycota, Agaricomycetes, Boletales, Suillaceae. The record is from RefSeq and is a predicted model, not a curated record. Gene Ontology annotation, cellular component: cytoplasmic dynein complex; centrosome. Gene Ontology annotation, molecular function: dynein heavy chain binding.